AUGGCUACAUUCCCAUCCGAUCAGGAGAAGUCUUACAAAGCUCCUACACAAACGUCCAUUCAUCCUGCUAAGACCUUCGGUCACGGUUACAAUGACCAAAACGGUACCACCAUUGGUGCACCUGAUUAUGGGGAAUCUCAUCAAGGCAUCGAGAAGAGUGAAUCAUCGCUUCAUCGUGGUUUGAAACCACGUCACGUCUCGCUCAUUGCGAUUGGGGGAGUUAUCGGAACAGGUCUGUUCAUCGGAACCGGAACGGCUUUGUCCAAUGGAGGUCCAUUAGGAUUGUGGCUCGGUUUUUCGUUCGUGGGAAUCUUGGUAUUCUUCAUGAUGCUUGGUCUCGGAGAAAUGUCCGCGUAUUUGCCUAUCACUGGUGGUCAACUUACAUUCGCAGGUCGAUUCUUUGAUCCGGCACUUGGGUUUGCCAUGACCUGGAGCACUACACUUCAUUGGGCUCUCACUUGUGCAUCCGAAUUGUCUGCCGUAGCAGUACUUGUCAACUACUGGCUGGAACCGAGUAGAGUUAACAACGCGGUUUGGAUUACUAUCGGCUAUGUUGUAGUCGUCGCCCUCAAUCUGACCACUUCAGGGGUGUACGGAGAGACCGAGUUCAUCUUCAGCUCCAUCAAGGUAUUGACCAUCAUCGGUUUGAUCAUCCUCGGUAUCGCUAUAGAUUGCGGAGCUGGACCGACCGGUCACUACCUUGGAUUCCACUACUGGCAUGAUCCUGGGGCACUCGCUCAAUACGAAGAUAUAGGUGGAAGUACCGGAAGAUUUCUUGGGUUCUGGGCUGUUAUGACUCAAGCCGCCUUCUCAUACGGCGGUGUAGAGUUUUUCGGUAUUACUGCGGCCGAAAGCUCCAACCCUCGUUUCUCGAUUCCCCGAGCUAUGAAACAAAUCUAUUUCCGAAUUGGUGUCUUCUACAUUUUAGGUACAUUUAUACUUGGGCUUAUUGUGCCUUACAACAACUCCCGUCUCGGUACGGCUAGUAACGCUGCUGCCUCACCAUGGGUCAUCGCUAUCCAGCUUUCGGGCAUCAAGGCUUUACCCCAUAUCAUCAAUGCUUGUUUAAUCACAUCCGCGUGGUCAGCUGGAAAUGCCGAUCUUUAUGUCUCUUCUCGAAGUCUUUACAACAUGGCUCAUAAGGGGUUGGUUCCAAGAAUAUUCCUAAGGACUCAUCGAUAUGGAACACCCUGGGUCGCUGUUCUUACAAUGGCUACAAUCCCACUAUUGGCAUACAUGACCGUUAGCAAUGGAGCCGCGCAAGUGUUCGGAUGGUUCGUGAACUUGGUCGCGGUCAUGGGUCUUGUCGAAUGGAUGGGUAUCUGUAUCGCCUAUAUUGGCUUCCGGAGGGCGAUGAAAGCUCAAGACUUUGAUCGAACAACACUCCCUUAUCGUCACCCCCUGGCUCUCUUUGGUGCUUGGUUUGCGCUGUUCUCGUUUGCAAUCAUCAUUCUCUUUUCUGGAUGGACCGUCUUCCGAGACACCAAAAACUUCGAUCGAGCCACUUUCAUUACUAAUUACUUGCCCGCUGUCUUUUUCCCUGCUCUAUAUUUCGGAUAUAAACUCUAUGCCAAGACUAGCAUCAUCCACCCUUUGGAAGUUGAUUUGAUCAGCGACGUCGCUGAAAUCGAGGCAACUAUGGUGGAGCGUCCACCAGCUCAUGGUUUCAAAGGCAGGCUCCAAGCUGCGCUGUUCUAG
Kwoniella shivajii is the source of this 1698-nucleotide messenger RNA. RefSeq lists its product as uncharacterized. The transcript is spliced from 16 exons. Gene Ontology annotation, molecular function: amino acid transmembrane transporter activity. Gene Ontology annotation, cellular component: membrane. Gene Ontology annotation, biological process: amino acid transmembrane transport. Lineage: Eukaryota; Fungi; Basidiomycota; Tremellomycetes; Tremellales; Cryptococcaceae. The record is from RefSeq and is a predicted model, not a curated record. Bases 1 to 1698 code for a protein of 565 amino acids.